This is a messenger RNA of Ostertagia ostertagi, 183 nucleotides long. The record is from the annotation of a GenBank genome assembly. Lineage: Eukaryota; Metazoa; Nematoda; Chromadorea; Rhabditida; Trichostrongylidae.
AUGAUGUGGAACAGAACGAGCGCCAAGAUAAGUUGUCCGCGACAGUGGCGAACUUCACCAGCAUCUACGGUUGCUUUGCUACCAGUAAAUGCGUUACGCCUGUAUGCUCUGAACCCAUGUCCCACCGUCGAGGUACAACCUGUCACAGCUGAACCACAAGAAUAUAACGUUUCCAAUUCCAGU